Molecule: messenger RNA, 2451 nt
Organism: Tilletiopsis washingtonensis
Lineage: Eukaryota; Fungi; Basidiomycota; Exobasidiomycetes; Entylomatales
Exons: 1
Coding region: 179-2167 (662 amino acids)
Source: RefSeq, a predicted model, not a curated record
CGCCCGGAGAGAUGAAACAUCUUGCCGUGUAUAGUCUCAAAAGCUGAACAAGCCGAAUCAAGACUUCAGAUGCGCCUAGCAGGUGCUUACUCCCUCCGCAUGAAGUUGAUGAGGGGGCGCGCACGUCGUCGCAGCACUGCGCUUCCCACCACCAUCGCCGCUCUGCCUCUCUCGCACCAUGCCCAGAGUGACGAGCAACGCUCGUGCACGCCAGAUCCUGGCUUGCUGCGACACUGAAGAGUACCGCCGGGCGCACACAGCUUCCGUUGCGCAGUGGGCUGUCACUCAGGCACGCAGCGAGACCGCUGCUGCACGCGCCGUCGAUGUCAAGCCGCAGCCGCAGCACGGCCUCGUCCAAGGCUCCAAGCUGAAGCUCGACUUCGCCGUUGCGUCGCAGUGCUACGCCGCAAAUCUCACGGCGCUGGACCAGCUGCGCGCAGUGGGCCUCAUCAAUCUCACGAGCGCCCUCAGUCUCGCACGCCUCGAGCAGUUCAGCGGCAAGCCGUACGCGGGCGAGUUUGAUGCCGACGAGCUCUGCGACGACGACGACAUCUGCUUUGUCAACUUCGCGCAGCAGGCGCAGCAGGCGCAGCAGCACGUCCCUCAGCGCGCACCUCAAGCAGCCGCGCCUGCUGCAGCUGCCUCUCAGCAGCUUCAAGCAGGCGCCGCAGACGAGCGCGAAGCCAGCCGCGACGCAAAGCGCGCCCGUCUCGCCGAUGCCGCACCGCCCGCCAAGCGUCCACGUGCCUCGCUCGCCGAGGCCAUCGCGAUCAGCGACGACGAAGAGGAUCGCGCGGCGGCGUCCGCCUCAUCAGCGCCUGCCGCAGCUGCGCCGCUCGACAACGACAAUGAGGCUCGUGCGGCGGCGCCCGGCACAUCUGCGCCUGCCGCUGGAGCUCCACGCGUGCGGCUCGCUGCAGGAGCUGGCACCUCUCGCUUUGCGGUGCUGAGUGUGGCGCCAGCCGCAGCAGCGGAGGAAGCGGAGCGCUCAGAUUCAGAUGACGACGAUGAGUACAUCGACAGCGACGCAACUGAAGCGAGCGCAUCCGUGCCCUCAGGCCGUCGCAAGAAGCAGGAGUCGCUUCUCACGGUAGCGAUGAAGCAGAGAGGUCCGGGCGAGGCGAUACACGUGGCCAGAGCGCUCGGCAGAUACGUCGAGGCAGCGCUGUCGCUCUCGCGCCCGUUCGGACAGCAAGAGCUCUACGCCGGCAACCAAGCGAGCAGAGCGUAUGCAUUCGACCUCUGCAUGCGCUUCAUCACUGCGCUCGUCAAGCAGCAGCAGGACAGCGCGUCCGCAAGCCGUCCCAGCGCGCAGGCCCAAGAUGACGCCUUGCUCCGUGACGCCAUCGAUGUAACGGAUCUCGGCAACAGGCCCAUGGACGCGCUCAUGCAGUACUUUGCCGACAUCGGCAUCCUCGUCAAGCGCGCUGCCAGCAGCAAGAGCAACCGCGCUUUCCUUGAUGGCAUCGUGCAGCGCGCAAAUUUCCCAGCAGAGAAGCAGAAGCAGUGCCGGCAACGCCUCCGCUGGAAGCUGCGCGCAGCAAGCGUGCUUGCUCAGGUCAUGGUGCAGGCGGGCACGCUUGCAGUGGCAGUGCCCAUUGUGCUCUGCGGCUGCACCUUCUCACGGCACUACAUCAGCAAUGGCGACGCAGCAAAGCUCAUGCCGGGCCUCUUUGGCGGCGACGUGGCGUCGUUCAGCGCCUCGACCUGUCUCUCCAACAACCAGCUACUGCCUCUGGCACUGCAGAUGAGCGCUGCGUUCUGGAAGCCGCUCAUUGCCAGUCUGCACGCGCAUUUCCCGUUCACCAGGGUGUGUGUUGCGCGCAGCAGCGACUCCGAGUGGGACCUCUCUACGCUGAAGAGUCUCAUCUCCAGCAAGAAAAUGCCGCUGGUAGACUCCUCCGCUGCAGCAGCAGAGCAGCGGCGACGUCCAACGCUUCUUGCUUCUUACGACAGGCUUGCUGCGGCCGUCAACUUUCAGGGCGACUGGAGCCGCUAUGCCGACGAGCGCGACGCAGCACGGCUCGACAAGCAGUACGACGGGACCCCAGAGCGUCCGGAUCGUCCGAAGCGCACGAGUCUGGCACGAUACACCGGCGUGGGUAUACCGCCGAGCACGACGUGGACGCUGCACGUCACCCGUGGACAGGUCAAGCUGGAGGCGUAGGCCGUACUCUGCGGUCCUGCCCACUUCGACUCCAUGCCGCUCCUCCUUGUUCGCCUCACGCCGACUCUCUCAUGCCGACUCUCUCACGUCGACUCUCUCGUGUCGACUCUUUCACGCCGCCUCUCUCGCUUCAACUCCUUCGAUCUCACUCGCUCACGCCGAGACUCUCUCUGACUCGCUCUCUCCGGCUCUCUGGCUCAACUUCUCGCUCGCCUCCGACGUUGAAGUCUCUCUCGCUCUGCGCAGAGCGCGGACCGUACAGCGAGCAGAGCAGCCGUAGCGAG